AUGACGCCAUCGUCCCGCACCUCGGCGGGGCCCUCCGACAUCCGGCUGAACGCCGGCGGGGGCGGCGAUGGCGGCGGCGGCCGAGGCGCGGGGCGAUCGACGGCGGCUACCGCAGCCGCCAACCUCCGCGCCGGCAACGGCAACAGCAGCAACGGCGCAGCAGCAGCAGCAGCAGUAGCAGCAGCCGCCGCCGCGGCGGCUUCCGCCGGGGUCAGGGCGGGCGUGCCCAUUACGGCGGAGGCCGGGAACGAGGCCAUCGGGCACCUCCUCGGACUGGGAGCGCGCCUGGGAACGUUCUUUCCCUCGGCAGUGGGCCCCGGGCCGGUUCCCGGUUUGGAGCAGGUGCUGCAGGAGGCCUCGGACGCCGUCUCGACGGUGGAGCAGUACCCUCCGACGCCGGGGUACCGGUACGCCGGUUUAGCAGUCCCCGGGGCCACCGCCGGCGGGGGCGGUGCUGCCGGCUUAGGGGGGGGGGUCGGAGCUGCUGCUGCCGGCGGGGGUGCCGCCGCUAGGUUCUUGGCGACGCCGGGGCUGACGCCUAUCCCGACUGCGCGGACCCCCGGCGGCGGGUUCGGCGGCGAGGAAGACACGCCUUCCAUGUUUUUGACGGGUUUAUUGCACGGCGGGUCUCCGGCGGGGACGCCGCUUCCGCCGCCGCCGCCGCCGCCGCCGCCUGAUGUUGGCGACGGAGGCGGUGGGAUUUCGAGAAGAGAGACCCCCCGCGGCGGCGGUAACGGCGGCGAGGGCGACGACGAGGGCGACGGCCACGGGAGGGCGGCGGGGGUGCGCGCCACCAGGAUGGCGGCGGCGGGAUUGGCGCCCCCGACGACGGGGGGAGGGGGCGCCGGCGCCGGCGGCGGGAGCCGGGCGGCCAGAGCGGCGGGGGGAAGGAGGGUCGGGGGGAGGCUCUCCUUUACCUCGGCUGUUGGGACGGAUGAGGGGAGUAGCGGAGAAGGGUGUGGUCUCGGGACGACGGCGGCGGGCAGGGCUCACGCGUCUUCGACGAGAAACUCGAUGCGGCCGCCACCGCCUUCCGGGGUCUCCGCGGGCGGUAACGGCACCACCCCGGCCAGCGCCGCCCUCACCGGCCGAGGUUCUAGGUUGUCCACGGGGGCCACAGCAACAACGGCGACGGAAACAGCAGGGGCAGGGCCGACAAGAACGCGGAGUCCGCUUGCCGGCACGCCGAUGGAUGUUGACAGUCCCGGAGGCGGCGGCGACGGCGGUGCGCGAAGGAGAUCGAGGGAACCGAUCGAUGAGCCUACCGUUGGUCCUGCUGCGGCCACCCGCCGCGGUGGGCGCGCGCCGUUCGUGGAGACCACCCCGGUGGUGCCGCAGUCCAACCGCAGACCGACGACGCGGGCGUCGUCGAAGAGGACAAGCGGGGCCAGGAGGCAAACGGCGGCGGCUCAGAAGGCGGGGUCGACGACGGGCGGCGGCGUCAGCGGCGGCGGUGCUGGAGAUCCUUCAACACCAGCAGCCGCAGCCGUAGCAGCAGCAGCACAGCCACCACCGCCAGCGGAGGGAGAGCUGAGGCUGACGCGGGCCGAGUGGCAGUGCGUCCAGUACGAGGAGACGGUGUCGUACGCGGUGAGACACUCCGGCCAGCUCGCCCUGGCGGCGUCGGCGGGGGCGGCCGCCGAUUCACCCUCCACCGCCGCCGACAGCGAGAAACCCGGCGAGAGGGAGACCAUCAUGGCCGCCUUGGCGGUGGUGAAGGCCGCACACGCGACGAGCGUGGCCUUGGCAGCGCGAGGCGAAGCGGAGCAGGGGGACACUACGACCGGGUGGGCGACGAAGCUCCAAGGUUCGUGCCGAGACGGGGUAGGGUCUCCAAUACGUGGAGGCGGCGGUGGGGCGCGGAGAGAGGGCGUGGGAGGGUCCGGGGAAGGGGUGCGGGCGGUGGCGGCGCUGCUGCUGGUGUUAUCGAAGGCGUAUCAGCACCUGACGCAGUUCAGGUGUCCCGAGGCGCUGCAGGAGCUAGGACGAUUGCCCCCGCAGCAGUACUGCACCGGCUGGGUGUUGCAUCAGGUUGGGCGGGCGUAUUUCGAGAGGGCGGACUACGGGAACGCCAAGUCGGCGCUUGAGAGCAUGCAGCGCUACGAUCCUCACCGCAUGGAGGGGCUCGAUCUGCUGUCGACCACCCUUUGGCACCUCAAGCGAGACGUGGAGCUGUCGUACUUGGCGCAGAAAGUUAGCGAGUUCGAUCGCCGCUCGCCUCAGACGUGGUGCGUGGUCGGGAACUGCUUUUCCCUGCAGAAGGAGCACGAGACGGCGCUCAGGUUUUUCCAGAGGGCUAUCCAGCUGGACGCCGACAUGACCUACGCGUACACCCUGUGUGGGCACGAGUACGUGGCCAACGAGGACUUCGACAAGGCGGUGGCUUGCUUCCGGAUGGCUAUCCGCACCGACAGGCGGCACUACAACGCGUGGUAUGGGCUCGGGUCGAUCUACCACCGGCAGGAGAAGUACGACAUGGCGGAGUACCACUUCCGAAGGGCCCUCAAGAUCAACCCACAGUCCAGCGUGCUGCGAGUAUACCUGGGCAUGGUCCUGCACGCGAACAAGCGGUACCUCGAGGCGCUGGACAUGCUCGAGCUCGCCUCCAAGUCGGAGCCGAGAAACCCGCAGGCGUCCUUCCAACGAGCGAACGUGCUCAUGUCGAUGGAGCGGUACGCGGAGGCCCUCCGAGAGCUUGAGGUGGUGAGGGACAACGUGCCAAAGGAGAGUGCUGUCUACUUCCUCAUGGGCAAGGUGUGCAAAAAGCUCGGUCAAACAGACGCGGCGAUGAGGCACUUUACGAUCGCUCUUGACCUCCACAACAAGGACAAGAACCUCAUCAAGGCUGCCGUCGAUAGGCUCAACGACCCGGAUAUGGACGAAGAGGAAAAGUUCUAGCCUGCCACCCAGACGCCUUGGCUGAACCACGGCGACAGGUGUAUGCGUGGUGCAUGCAUUUUUUCGGGUUGGCCGACCACGACCGAGGGCUCUGCUUGUUGUCGCUUCGUCUGAUGCUUCCUGGAACGGCGUAUGCUUUAACUCUCACCACGUUGCACUACUGUGCAGGGUUCUUCGUUCUCCCUGGGAUUUUACUCCUCUGUGCACUAGUUUGAACGGCCUGUGUCGCUCCCAUCUCAGGCUUACCGGAAACGAUCGGCGUAUGAUGUAGCCGACAGCACGUCAGCACCUGUGAUGAUUUUUCGUCCUCCGGUUGGAUUUUACUCCUCUGUGUGUAGUUGACCGGAUUUUUGCUACUAGCAGGGGGGGCUGUUAUGUGCAAUACCGGUAGUAUUUUGAGAAUUCGCGGCCUCGCGCACAACUUGGACUUUUUCCUGGGUGUGGAGAAAAGGGGCCAAAUUGUCAAGUCUCCCAUCAAGAAUCGAUCCUUUGUUCGAGCACCGUUGUCCCGUCGUGCAUGAGAGGACGU
Molecule: messenger RNA, 3427 nt
Organism: Ectocarpus sp. CCAP 1310/34
Lineage: Eukaryota; Phaeophyceae; Ectocarpales; Ectocarpaceae
Source: the annotation of a GenBank genome assembly